Messenger RNA from Emiliania huxleyi CCMP1516, 798 nucleotides. RefSeq lists its product as hypothetical. The record is from RefSeq and is a predicted model, not a curated record. NCBI's taxonomy places the organism in Eukaryota, Haptophyta, Isochrysidales, Noelaerhabdaceae. The transcript has 2 exons. The coding region runs from base 1 to 798 and encodes 265 amino acids.
AUGGCUGCCGCCGCGCCCCACCCCGGCUGCGUGCGGCUCCCUCCGGCGGCCGGCUCCCGGCCCAGGUGCACCCGCGGUUUCGUGCUCCUCGGCAGCCCCUCUGCCGACGGCCGAAGCGAGCCGGAAGCCUGCCGAGCGGCUGCCUUCGGCGAGACGGCCUCGGCGGAGGGACCUCCACUCAAGGCGUCAGGAACUCCUAUCCGUGUGCUGCAGCGUCUAGUCUCAGAGAGCCGCCUGUGCACAUGUGUCGAUAUUUCGCGCAAAUGCUUGCCGCCGGCGACAAACCCCAGCUACGAGUGUGUGAGCAACCGCUCAGAGAGUAUCCAUCUGGGACCCUCAUACCCGGAGUUUGCAAUCUACGGCCCCCCCGGGCUCGACGUCGGCUGCCUCCUCUCGUCGUACCUGCUCGCGGCCGUGCUUGCCGCCGGGCGCCAGCCGGAGGCGGGGGCAAGUGACACCUGCCGCCGGCUCCGCUCCGCCGCCUACGCCGUGCGCAUGAAGGAGGGCGUCGUCGACGCGCCCACCGUUAGCGCGGCGGGCGCCGACGCUGCGGGCUUCGCGGGCUGCGAGCUCGCCCGCACCGCACUGGGCUAUGCAGGCGCGCGCGGCCUGCCCAUUGCAGAUGCCGACGCGAAGGCCGCCGCCGAGGCCGCCGCGCUCCGGGUGGCGGAGCGGUGCAUCCGGCGGCGAGGCGAGGGCGUGGGCGUCGUCCGCGCGGAGAUGGACGCGCUGCUUCUGCCCCAGUGUCCCGGAGAUGCGGGGAAGCAAGCGGGAAGAAAAGCGGGCGCGCAGAAGUAG